Molecule: messenger RNA, 2379 nt
Organism: Ectocarpus siliculosus
Lineage: Eukaryota; Phaeophyceae; Ectocarpales; Ectocarpaceae
Source: the annotation of a GenBank genome assembly
AUGGCGUCCCGGAAGCAGGAGCGUCAGCUCCAACAGGCCCGUGAGGCCGGGCAGAUCGAGCCCGAGAUGGACACGGAGACAGGCAAGAUGAUCAACCCCCAUAACCCGGAGUUCAUCACCAAGCGGCCGUGGUACCUGGGAGAGUCCGGCCCUUCCCUGGUGCACCACAGCAAGCAAAAGGUUGACGCCGUGCUUACCAUGAAGAAGGCGGACGAGCUCGUGCAGCAGCGCUGGGCUACCAAGAAGAAGGCCGCCACGGGGUAUCGGAAGGGUGCCUGCAAGAACUGCGGCGCGAUGGGACACAAGGCCUCCGAGUGUGUGGAACGGCCUCGGAGCGGCAAGAAGGCGGCGAUGAAGACGGGGAUGGACAUCGCCGCGGACGACGUCCAGACCGACCUCACUUCGCACGGAAAGGUGUCCUUCGACGCGAAGCGGGACCGCUGGCUGGGCUACCACCCGGAUGAGCACAAGCACACCAUCGAGCGGUUCAACAAGAUCGACCAGGAGAGGAGGAGGGCGAGGAGAGAAGAUGCGGAGAAGCAGGAGGAGCGGAGGAAGGCCAAGGAAAAACUGCGGGAGAUCAGAAAGGCCGCAAAAGCCGCAGCAGCGGCGAAAAGCGGCACAACCGGUGUCGGUUCGGCGUCCAACGGGGGAGGCGCGAAUGGUACCGCUUCAGCGAGCGGCGGCGGUGCGAACGGGACCGCUGCUGUGGAUAGCGAUGACGACGACAGCGAUGUUGCCGGGGGAGGCAAGGGCAAUGAGAGCGAGAAGGACAGCGAUGAGGACACGGGGUCGGACUCUGACGCUUCCGACUACGACUCUGACGAGGAUGGGGGCUCCGAAGAUGAGGACAACCGGGAGUUCGUGCAGAAGGACGUCGAGCAGAGGGAUUUCCAGGGUCGAGUGGCCCGGCAGGGUGGUCUCGGUGGUGCCCAGAUGAAGACAACUGUGCGAAACCUGCGUAUCCGAGAAGACAGGGCCAAGUACCUCUACAACCUCGACCCCAACUCGGCCUACUACGACCCCAAGACGCGUGCGAUGCGCGACAACCCCAUGCCCGAGACGGCGGCGGAGGACCUCGUCUUCGCUGGAGACAACUUCAUCCGUUACACCGGCGACGUCCGGGAGCAAGCUCGCACGUCGGUGUUCGCGUGGGAGGCGGCCGAUCGCGGGCAGGAGGUGCACCCCGUAGCGGACCCCAGCCAGGCCGAGAUGCUCAGGAAGAAGUUCGACGACAAGAAGACCACUCUCAAGGAGGAGCAAAAGCAGCGCAUCCUCGACAAGUACGGAGGGUCGGAGCACCUGGACGUGCCGGACGCGAGGCUGCUGGUGGGGCAGACGGAGAGCUACGUGGAGUACGACCGCACGGGCCGUGUCGUCAAGGGCGCGCCGAAGGCCGUCGCGAAAUCUAAGUACGAAGAGAACGUGUUCCCGUCGAACCACACGUCGGUGUGGGGCAGCUACUUCGACAAGAGGUCGAUGAGGUGGGGCUUCAGCUGCUGCCACUCGCUCACGUUCAAGUCGUACUGCACCGGAGAGGAGGGGAAGGUUGCGAACGAUGAGGCCAACUCUGUGCUCAACGUCGACCUGGCGGGCGAGCGGAAGAUGCUCGAGGGAAGAAAGGAGGGGGAAGCGUCCAAGGUGCCGGAGAUGACGGCACGAUCGGACCUCUACGGAGAGGGUACGGCUAACGUUGACCUAGACGAGGACAAGCUCAAGGAGGCGGUGAAGAAGCAGAAGGCGUUCUUGAGCAAGGGGGGAGGGGAGGUGGACGACCGGAAGCGCAAGUACAACUCCAUGACGUCAUCGGAUGUGACGAAGGAGGACAUGGAGGCGUACCGGUUAACCAAGGCCAACAACGACGACCCCCUCGCGAACCUGAGCUCCGAUGUGCUGCUCGACGAGGACAACGGAAAAUCGAAGUAGGCGUGCCCCCCCCCCCCCCCUACUGUACCGCGGGGGUUUCGUUACUGGUUUUCUUCAAGUUCUGAAAGUAUGUUUUUCGUGUCUCGACAGAAGACAAUGCAACGCAGCUUGCCUCGGGCAACCGUACUGGUCCUCUAAAGAUAUUCUCGGCAGGUUCAUUUUUCAUGGUGGUGGGAGUAUAUUUUCGUAUUUUCGUGUCGACAAGAAGUUAGAAAAACAGGGAGAAGGAGGACGUAUGGUGGAAAGGAAGCAUGGUAUCUAUGUAGACAAAUGGUGGAGAUAGAAAAGAGCACUAAGGAAGCCAGCGUGGAAAGGGAGGAAGAUGGGGGGGUAGUAGGAGAAGAGUGCUUGGUGCUACCACUUUGGCGGAGGCAUGAUUGGCACAAACAUUUAUUUGUCGGGUUUGUCUACUAGCCCGAUGGGCGGGGGAAGCGAAUGCGAAAAUUGUAAAUU